AUGGCUGACGCAGAUCCUUACCCUCUCCGCUGGCCCUACGGCCUCUGCGCCGAGCGAAAGCCUUUCUGGUACACCUUCAACAGUGCCGGUGUUGGAAGUCUUAAGUACGGCGGAAACUCCAUUGUACGAAUGCCUGCCGAUCAGCUUCAAGAGGCCUAUCACAACGAUUUCAAGGAUGUACCCAAAAUUCCCCGCUGGUUCCAGGGCCAGCUGAUGCUCUACGGUGUCAAGACUACGCGAGGCGGCAACAAGAAGGAAGCGCUUAGUCGAGCAAUCGCCGCCGGUCUUUGUGACGCUCCUUCACCAGCAAUGCAGCGACUCGAGACCCGUUUGAGAGAUAAGGCGCGCCGUCAGGAUGAGGCCUACAACAAGGCAGUCGCCGAGUGGGAGACCCGCAAGGCACUCAGACUCGAGAAGGCUGCUAAACUGCAGGCAGCUAAUCCUGAUGUUGGCAAGGCAUGUGAGGCAGGUGCACGUGUGAAUAUCAAGCAAGAGAACAUCAAGCAGGAGAACACCGUCCACCAGGGCAUAAAGCAAGAGGUCAUUGAGCAAGAGGUCAUUAAGCAAGAGGUCAUUAAGCAAGAGCAUCUGGAUCAGGAUAAUCUCAACCAUGAGACUACCAAGCAAGAGGACGUCGACUUCAAGGUUCUCAAGCAAGAGGACCUGAAGCGCGAGCGCGACUGA
Messenger RNA from Neoarthrinium moseri, 684 nucleotides. RefSeq lists its product as uncharacterized. NCBI's taxonomy places the organism in Eukaryota, Fungi, Ascomycota, Sordariomycetes, Amphisphaeriales, Apiosporaceae. The record is from RefSeq and is a predicted model, not a curated record. The coding region runs from base 1 to 684 and encodes 227 amino acids. The transcript has 2 exons.